Messenger RNA from Pygoscelis adeliae (Adelie penguin), 4147 nucleotides. It is a transcript of the gene AMMECR1, whose product is annotated as Alport syndrome, mental retardation, midface hypoplasia and elliptocytosis chromosomal region gene 1. The record is from RefSeq and is a predicted model, not a curated record. Gene Ontology annotation, cellular component: nucleus. The coding region runs from base 1 to 552 and encodes 183 amino acids. The transcript has 6 exons. NCBI's taxonomy places the organism in Eukaryota, Metazoa, Chordata, Aves, Sphenisciformes, Spheniscidae.
AUGGUAUUUGGCAUUGAGGAUACCCCACUGUUUGUAACGUGGAAGAUUGGUCGAGAUAAACGAUUGCGUGGAUGCAUAGGUACUUUUUCUGCCAUGAACCUGCAUUCAGGACUCAGGGAGUACACACUUACUAGUGCCCUUAAAGAUAGUCGUUUCCCCCCAAUGACGAGGGAUGAGCUGCCACGGCUUUUCUGCUCGGUGUCUCUGCUCACUAACUUUGAAGAUGUAUGUGACUACAUGGACUGGGAGGUGGGUGUACAUGGCAUUAGAAUAGAAUUCAUCAAUGAAAAAGGAUCAAAACGCACCGCCACCUACUUACCGGAGGUUGCAAAGGAGCAAGGAUGGGACCACAUUCAAACCAUAGAUUCCUUAUUGAGGAAAGGAGGCUACAAAGCUCCGAUCACUAACGAAUUCAGGAAAACAAUAAAGCUAACCAGGUACCGUAGUGAGAAGAUGACGAUGAGCUACACAGAAUACCUUGCCCAUCGUCAGCAUCAUCACUUCCAAAAUGGUAUUGGGCACCCCCUUCCACCGUACAACCAUUAUUCCUGACACUGAGCCGCAUGACCAGUCACUGGACCUCUCUGCAGACCUCUUCCCAGGAGACCCUGCCCCUUCUUGGUCUAGCUAUCUCUAUUACUGUACCAUUUUAUGAUGAUAGUUUCCGUUGCCAUGUUGAGGCUUCUUAGUUGGUUAAGCUCAUCAUGGCAACGGGAGGGAAAACUGCAUUACUACAAAGACCCCAUACUUUUUUUAUUAUUGAGUCACUGCAGAUUUUUUUGCAGCAUAUAUAACCCUUGGGUUUUUUAUGAAAUUUUAAAUUUCUACUUCAUUAAUGUUGAAUUAUAUCAAUCAAGGCUUUCUGUGACUGUGGAUGGAAGGAAGAGUUUUAAGGAUUACAGUUAGGGAUGCUUUGCUUAGCAAAAAGGCAUUCAUGGCUUUUGCAUUAAUAGGUGUGACAGGGAAUGAAACAUAUCAGAUUCAGGUAUUAUACUAGACAAUGAAUUGCAUUUUCAUAACGUUCUUAAUAAUGUUGUGUGUACAAUAUCUCACCCCCGGAGUAAAGACUUCAUGUAGCUAUAUACAUGAUCUUCAGAUCCAGCACAUACAGCCACAAUGUCAAGGCUGACAUACAAAAUGCUUUUUUGGAUGAAGAGAAGCAAUUACAUGUACGAUGAGAGGUGAUGUUAACGUGGCAGCGUUUUCAGAAUCAAGUGGUCUUAAUUGAUAGGGCAUGACAUAGUUCAGUAGGCUACCAGAUACCUUUGUCUCCCAUUCUGUGCUGGGAAUCGAGGGCAAUCCAGCCCUGUCAAGACUAGUCAUAAUAAUGCAUUUGUAAUGAGGCGAUGCCUUUCUGAUGAUCUCAAAUUAGGAGUAACAUUUGUUUUUAAAAACAGGUUGGUGAGUAGCAGAUGUCGUAUUAGGAAGAAAAUGGAUUUAGAUUUUAGUGCCUUUGACUAUGACAUAACUAUAUACUUAUAUAUAAAAUUCAUAGAAGAACUAUAGCAAAUACGUCAGACAUUCUAGCAAACUAUAUUGAGUCUGCUCUGGCGUCAGAUUUUUGGGGAUUUUUUUUAAAGUGAAAAUUUUUUUUAUAGAAACCUAUUUUGGAAAAGAAAAAUCCCUGUUUUGUUCUUUCUUCUGCUUUUGAACUUGCUGAGUUUUAUCAAGUCAUGAAUAGUUAGAUAAAGUUAACUAUUGUUUAAAAAAGAAAAAAGACUGUUGUGAAAGAGCACAGGACAAGUAUGCCAUAAUUUUACAUGUUUUCAUCUAUUACAGGAAUAGUACUUGAGAGCUGUAAGUACUGUGUAACAAUUCUGAUACCCCUCCACACGGUAGAAGGAAGAGAACCGAUCGGAACUUUUUCCUGCAGUAAAAAUAGGAUUUAGUAAAAGGUAUGUGUGGUAUAUUUGCAAGCCCAGGAUAUGGUAGGAUCUAGCUCCUUGCUCAUGUGCCUGCAGAACUCCCACUAAUACCUGUCGUAGUUCAGUGCAUAUUCUAGGGGACAAUACAUGCCGUCUAUUAUAGAAAAGACCUUCCUAAUAUGAGUAAGUAAACCACAGUAAGCAGAAAUUCCAGUUAUUUUGAAUAAUGAAUGUUUGUAAAUAUAUAGAUAUAUAAAAUUCAAAUAGAUAAAAUCAAUUAAAAUUCAGUCAUUCAAAAAAAACCAGACUAAUUGUAAAAAUGUUUCAAUAGGGUUUCAAAAACAGAUACGGAUAAAUUACGCUCAUCUCUUAUGUGAGGUUAGCUUUGCCGCUUAAUUUCUAUGGAAGUUCUUGUAGAAGGUCUUUGGUAUUCCUUCAUCCACAGCAUUUGAUGUCCAAAUAUUAACAUUUUCAGUUGUGAUGCCUUAAUUUAUAAGCAGAGGGCCUGAAAUUUCAGGAGCCAAGAGAUGCCAGCCAGAAGCUGCAAAAAUUAAUAGAUGUUUAUACAGAGGCUAUUUUGGAUGAUACUGUUGUCUUGUUUCUACUUGGGGAACACUUUUAAAUGGCUUAGUCUUCAAGUGGAAAUUGUGAACAAGUGGCUACCUGAUAGAGUUGUGUUGGUUUUUUUCUUGCCCUUAUAGGGAAACUGAGCACAAACUGAAUCAUUCUGCUGCAAAAAAAAAAAAAGUCAUCCAACCCCAUCUUUAUCUGUCAUCUCGUUACAGCAUGCUCAUGCUUCUGUAUGAGCUCAUUGUUAGAAGUUUUUUAAAAAGAUCUAUUAUAUAUAAAAAUAUAUAUGUAUUGAAAGGUGCUAAUCAACCUCAAGCAGGUCACGUGACUGGUCAUGCGGAUCUAAAAUCAUAUCAGAUUUUUUAAAAAAUCUUCGAUAUAUGCAGAUGUUAUACAGAAUUUCUUACCAGUGUAAUAAUGAUAUACUGAUGAAUAAACAAUCCUGCAGGUUUUUAAGGACAAGGUCAGCAAUACUUCCCACCAUGGCUUGCGGGGGAAAAGGAUAGUUUUGUCUCCUUUUUGUACACAGCAUAAUGCACAAUGCAUUUUUGUCUAUCUCUUAGUAGCUGUUGCUUAAAAAUAUAGUUAAAAGGGUGUUAUACAAACUGUAAAGGUGUGCUUUUGAAAUGAGUUAAUGCCAGACCCUUCUGGACCAGAGUUUUGUAUCACUAAUUAAAAAACUGUUACAGAGUCUGUGGUCAAUCAGAUUGUAUGAUAUUUUUUUAAGAAGAUUGGAAUAAUCAGUCUAUCUACAGUGUUUCUAGGGCACCUACCUCCUCAGCACGCAAGUGCUGAAAACGCUAUGGAUUGUUUCUGUGUAACUGUGGGUUUAUUUGUACAAAACGUGCAGCUCACUGUGACGUGCACUGGGACAGAAUAGGUCUGUUUGCUUAAAGCUGAUCAACAAUUGCUUUCACAAAUGUCAUUCCCUCGGAGUUACGUUUAGUACCCUUUUAGAUAUAUUGCUGGGUUUAGAUACAGAUUUUUUAAAUUAUUUUUUUCUUUUUUCAAAUUUGGGGUACUUUAUAAGAAGUUAAGGUACAACCAAGUAGCUUAUUUCACUGUUUUCUAAGUUGGAGUGCUAGUUUUUUAUGAGCACUACUCAGUUUGCCUUAUUCAUUAAAAAGAGACUGUUGGGUUUGGGUUUUUUUAAUUCUUUUGCUUAAUGUUCCUAAAAACCCUGUUCUGUGAACUGAGUUAGACAACAAAACCGUAGACUUGACGUGAAACUAUUACUUAGUCACGCUUCAAGUGGCCUUCCUUCUGCCUACGCUGCUGUAGCACUGACUUUUCACCAUCUCAACCCCAAUGCUGAUCAUAGCAGGGGGAGGGCACACUAGCGUUCUGACCUCAGAUGUACUAUGAAAUCAAGGCAGUCAAAUCCAUUUGCACACCCUGGCGUUUGUAUACGGACCUCUUUACUUGUCUUCAAAUGUGCGGGUUUUUAAAAUUGUUGUCUGGAGUAGGUUACAUCUCUUAUGUGUGUUAGAUCGAACCAAAGAAGCCUCCAGCCAUGCCCAAAUGCUGCUCCUAAAGCCUGCCUUCCAGUCCUUACAAAAUCCCUGCAGGAUUAAAUGUGUUAACUUUUUUAUUUUUGUACAGUUUCUAACUGAUUUUUGCUAGUGAUGUUAAUUGAAUUAAGUUUAUUAUUUGGGGAGUCUGAAUAUCUCCUCCAUUUAAAUAAACUGGUGACUUUCCUUUUAUGUUUAAAA